Messenger RNA from Drosophila takahashii, 987 nucleotides. RefSeq names its product penta-EF-hand domain containing protein peflin (gene Pef). Gene Ontology annotation, molecular function: calcium ion binding. Lineage: Eukaryota; Metazoa; Arthropoda; Insecta; Diptera; Drosophilidae. Gene Ontology annotation, biological process: COPII vesicle coat assembly. The record is from RefSeq and is a predicted model, not a curated record.
UGGCUAAUGCCCGUUUGUGCCAUCUGUAGUCUUAUUAAUUUUGUUUUGCGUCAAUCAAGUUCCAAUUAGAAGAGAAAUAGGCUCGUGACAAAAUGUCGUAUGGACAAGGCUAUAACCCCUACGCUCAGCCCGGUGGAGGCUAUGCCGCCCCGCCCGGAGCAUUUCCGCCGCAAAAUGCCCAGGUUUCUCCCCAGGCACAGCAAUGGUUUCAGAUGGUGGACCGGGAUCGAUCUGGAAAGAUCAACGCAUCCGAGUUGCAGGCGGCCCUUGUAAAUGGGCGCGGCGAUCACUUCUCGGAUAACGCUUGCAAGCUGAUGAUAAGCAUGUUCGACAACGAUGCCAGCGGAACCAUUGAUGUCUAUGAGUUUGAGAAGCUCUACAACUAUAUCAACCAAUGGCUGCAAGUCUUCAAGACCUACGACCAGGACGCUUCUGGACAUAUUGAAGAGCAUGAACUCACCCAAGCGUUCACCCAGAUGGGAUUCCGCUUCACACCAGAAUUUAUCAACUUUCUCGUGAAGAAGAGUGACCCCCAGAGCCACAAAGAAGUAUCAGUAGAUCAGUUUAUUGUACUCUGCGUCCAGGUGCAGAGGUUCACGGAAGCGUUCAGGCAGCGCGACACCCAGCAGAACGGAACCAUCACCAUUGGCUUCGAAGACUUCCUGACCGUGGCCAUUGGCUGCUCGUACUGAAAGAAUUAAUCAAGGCAACCACUCCAAGGGAAUCAAUAUCCACGCUCUUGCACAUAUACAUUGCAGCCAACAGAGGAAGAACAAUAAUUCCGCUCCUGGUGCAUUUUCUUUAAAUUUCUUCGGUGUUUGAUAGCUUUUUAAUAUGUAAUCGCAUUAUUCACUCCAUAGUCAUAUUGCAAUCUCCUGGUAUCAGAAUCAAAUUUCAAAAGUAUUUGUUAUCGCACUUCGACUCAAUCAUAGUACAAAGUCUCUUGCGCCUAUUAAUAAACUAUACACAUGUAUUUUUAAAAAGUAA